AUGAAUAAUGCGGACGCUGUACUUAGUAAGAAUAAAAAUGACUUAGAUGAAAGUAAGGUCAUUGUGUUUCUCGGUCGCACCGGAUCAGGCAAAACAAGUCUAUUCAAUUUACUUUCUAAUUCAAAUCAACCAUUGGGAAAUUCUGUAUCAUCAAGAACAAAGAAAUUUUUCUAUAAAAAAUUUCAUGAUGUAACUUAUAUCGAUACAAUUGGUUUUCGUGAUACAGAAAAUGAAAAUGAUCAUAAACUUAAAGUCGUUCUAUUUCUUAAAGAAAUUCGAAAUGGCUUUGAUAUAAUUUUCUAUUGUAUUCGUAUGGAUGUAUUCACAUCUGAUGAAGCAAAUUUGUUUUCAGAAGUUUACGAAACAGUAUUAACAAGAAAAGCUUAUGAUAAUUCAUGUUUAUUGAUAACAUUUUAUACUCGUCCUGACAUAGAUGAAGUAAAUACAUUGGAUUCUGCUGAACGUCAACGGUUAUUAGAUGAAUUUCGAUGCAAUAAUCGAUAUAGUGAAAUACUUGAUUAUUUUGAAAAUCGAAUUUUUUUUAUUGAUAUCAAACAAGAAGAAGAUUUAAAUAAUUAUUCAUUUGGUAGUACGAAAUAUAUACAAUAUAAAGCAUUGAAUGAUAUGAUUUUUGAAAGAAAACAAAUUGUUUAUAAGCAUUUAAAUCAAUUUAUUGAAUACUUUUUUCCAGAAAGAUUUGAUUGUGAAAAUAUGAAAACAAUGAGAGAUAUUAUCUAUAGAAAUGAUGAACUCGAACAACAAUUAAACGAAUUACGAGAUAUUGUAUCGGAUGUAGCAAAUGAACGUGCAACAACUAACUUCUAUGAUAUAUUGCGUUUUAUGCCUAUUACUAAUAUGUUUAUUGAUGUAUUUGAAAUCAGUAGACGUGAAAAACUACAAAGACGUAUUAACAAUGUGCUAAAAAAAUAA
Molecule: messenger RNA, 930 nt
Organism: Rotaria socialis
Lineage: Eukaryota; Metazoa; Rotifera; Eurotatoria; Philodinida; Philodinidae
Source: the annotation of a GenBank genome assembly